Molecule: messenger RNA, 3250 nt
Organism: Mesocricetus auratus (golden hamster)
Lineage: Eukaryota; Metazoa; Chordata; Mammalia; Rodentia; Cricetidae
Gene: Rtl3
Product: retrotransposon Gag like 3
Exons: 2
Coding region: 351-2342 (663 amino acids)
Molecular function (GO): zinc ion binding; nucleic acid binding
Source: RefSeq, a predicted model, not a curated record
AGAGUUGGAACGUGUUCUGGGAGUGGGUGUGUUUGUUUGAGUUCAGUGUGUGCAGAAAAGGCAAGCCUCCACAGCCAUUCACACACUCCUCUCCUCAGCGAUGGCUACGCAGACAGGCAGAGCUCCAGCCCUACAUCUCUGAAUGUGUGGCUCACACCUCCCUGUGCUGAGCUCCGGAGGCUCCCAGUGACCUCUUGGUAAUCAGCUUUGGCUGGGUCCAAAUCCCCACCCCUUGGAAUACUCACGGAGCCUGACGUCUGCCUGUGAGUCGCUUUCAGCAAAGACCUCACAGGCAGCUACCCAGUCUCUCUUGGUAGCAAACUGCCAAACCAGGCCCGUUUCCUCAAAAGAUGGUAGAGGACUUAGCAGCUUCCUAUGUUGCUCUGAAAUUGGAGAAUGAAAUUCUGCAGGCUCAAGUGAAGAGGCUCGUGGAAGAAAAUGCUGCCCUCCAGGCCCAGAUACCAGAGCUCCAGAAAUCCGGAGCUGCCAAUGAGGAUAAAUCACUCCGAAAGUCCUCAGAGGCCCAAAAGUCCCCAGAGUCCCCAGAGCUACUGGAACCUCCAGCAGCCAGAGCCUCACAAAAACCCUGGGAACCCUCAGAGAUCACAGAGCUCGGGAGACCCCCAGAGAUCAAGGAGGCCAGGGAACUCUCAGCUAUUAGAGAGCCCAGGGGGUGUCCAGAGAUCAAAGAGCCCAGGGAUCCCUCAGUCAUCAGAGAGCUCAUGGGACUCCCAGAGAUCAAGGAGUCCCAGAAGCCCCCAGAGACCAAGGAGCCCCAGAAGCCCCCAGAGAUCAAGGAGCCCCAGAAGCCCCCAGAGACCAAGGAGCCCCAAAAGCCCCCAGAGAUCAAGGAGCCCCAGAAGCCCCCAGAGACCAAGGAGCCCCAGAAGCCCCCAGAGAUCAAGGAGCCCCAGAAGCCCCCAGAGAUCAAGGAGCCCCAGAAGCCCCCAGAGAUCAAGGAGCCUGUGGGACCCUCAGUCAUCACAGAGUUCAGGGGAUCCCCAGAGAUCAAGGAGCCCUGUCCUCCCCCAAAGUUCAAGGAGAACUGGGAACCCCAGGAGCCUCCAGAGGUCGAUGAGUCCUGGGAGCCCCCAGGGACCCUGGAAUCCACAACAGCCUGGGGACUCCAAGAGCCUACAAAGGCCAAGGAGGCUCACAGUCCCUCAGAGUUCCAGGAGCUCUCAGCCUGGAAGCCCCCAGCAGGCAAGGAACCCCAGGAGAUCCAGAAGGCUUUGGAGUACCCAGCAACCCAGAAGCCCCAGGAUUAUGAUCUCCCAGCAGUCUGGGAUGCAGGGCCCACAGACACCCAGGGUACCCCAGGCACCAAGGAGCUCCAGAAUUCACAGCUCCACAACCCUACAAAUGAUGAGGAGUCUCAGAAGGUUCCAGAAUACCAGGAGACCUCAUCCCAGCUGGAGCCCCUUGAGUAUCCAACUACCCAGGAGCCUCUGGAGCCUCAGGUGCCCCAGGAGCCCCUGGAACCCUCAGAUGCCGAGGAGUUCCUAGAACUCUCAGUACCUGAGGAGUCCCUCGAGGGCCUAAUAGUUGUGGAAACAGCAACAGCUUCUGCAUUUCCACAGGCAAACAGCAGAUUAGAUGCUGUAGCUUUGCCCCUAGAGGACCCUUUGUCUUUCAAUGGGGAUUCUCAGAAACUCUCUGAGUUUUUAGUUCAGUUGAACAGUUACCUGAGAACCAGAGGGUACUUGUAUCCCACUGAAGCAGCUCUAAUAAGCUUUGUUGGCAGCUUCUUCUCUGGUGAGGCAGGAAGGCUGUUCCAGUCCUUAGCAGAUAUCCAAAGCCCCCUGCUGGAACAAUUUGAAAGGUUCUUUCGAGUGCUCCAAGAUACUUUUGACAAUCCAGAAAGCAUGGAAGCAGCUAACCAUGGCCUCCCUCAGCUGCGCCAAGGGGAAGGCCUUGUCCAUAGAUAUGCAACUCGCUUCCAUCUCAUUGCUCAAGAGCUAAAUUUGGAUGAAAGCACAUUCCCCAUCCAAUACCAAGAAGAGCUUGCCAGUUCUAUUCAAAAUGAACUGUCUUGCACAAGUCCAGCCACCAACCUAUCUGAUGUGAUCAUUGAGUGUGUCACCUUAGAAGAGAAGACAGAUGGGAAGGCUAACUCCGAUUCAUCAUCCUCUGAAGAGGAAAAUGGGUCCGAGAGUCCACCAACUGAAAACCAGGCUGUUCAAGCUACGAGUAACCGCCCUCACCUCAGUGAGGCAGAACGGGCCCGACGCCGUGAAGGCCACUUGUGCCUCUACUGUGGCCAUCCUGGUCAUUUUGCCAGAGAUUGUCCUGUCAAGCCUCAUCGUGCCCAGCAGGCGGGAAACAUGGAGGCCCGGCGGUAAGGGGGAUCCCGGGCGGGCCAAUCUACAAAUACGCGUCCCCCUCCCUUCCAAUAUCUAUGUCUCGUACCCUAUGGCUAACUGUUGAGAUUCGCCUUGGAAGACGACAGUUCUUUGAGCAAGCAAUGGUGGAUUCAGGCUCCUACAGAAACAGCAUCGACCGCUCUGUGGUUCUUCGAGAGAAGAUACCAAUCCGCAAUAACAUCUUCCCUCUCAUGCUCGAAACAGUCGAUGGGCGUCCACUGAUUAAUGGACCUGUAACCAAAGAAACACCACCUGUUGAAGUCAAAAUCGGAAAUCAUGUUGAAGAGCUCCAGUUUGACAUUAUUCACGCUCCACGUUACCCUCUGAUUCUUGGAAUCCACUGGCUUGAGACGCACGACCCAAACAUCGAAUGGAGUACCCGAACUGUGUCCUUUCCAUCACAUUAUUGUCAUUACAAUUGCUUCAGGCACAGGUGGAAUCGAAGACGGCGUGACGAAAUAAUUGCUGGUUAGAUGGUGGGUCCUAGUGACUUCUGGCCAUCUGUCUUCUGUUACCUCAGCUGUCAUCAGCAUUUGCUGCUCUCUGAAUCUUCCACUGAACCUGUCUCUGGUUAUGAACUAAGGCUACCUGUACAACCACGCUGCCUCUUGGACGAUGGACUGAACCUGACGACUUUGAGCUGCUUUUCCCCACCAAUCUUGCAUGCCUCCCUCCUUGAGCCCUGCAUUAUGUGGGGUUAUUUUAAUUACAAAUAAUACUAACAGUAUGCAUGAGAAUAGAUAUUAGAAACUAAUACUGAAAAGUGUAGCUGUUAGACUGACUUUUAUUUUUCUCUAAUCAAGAUUACUUUAUCACAUAUUUUCAAUUUUUUCAAUAAAACCGUUUUCAAGUAAUAUUUUUAAAUAAUCAAUAAACAAUGGCAACUA